Messenger RNA from Uloborus diversus, 2190 nucleotides. RefSeq lists its product as uncharacterized. NCBI's taxonomy places the organism in Eukaryota, Metazoa, Arthropoda, Arachnida, Araneae, Uloboridae. Gene Ontology annotation, biological process: DNA repair; telomere maintenance. The record is from RefSeq and is a predicted model, not a curated record. Bases 1 to 2190 code for a protein of 729 amino acids. The transcript has 2 exons. Gene Ontology annotation, molecular function: DNA helicase activity.
AUGAAUUCCGUAAAAUCCAUAAAGUAUGUUUGUAAAUACAUCACUAAAGGAAAUGAUCAAGCAGCCUUCAUUUUAAAAAAUGAUAAAGAUAUUGAUGAGAUAGAGAUAUACGAAUCUGGCAGAUAUAUCAGUAGUUCAGAAGCAGUGUGGAAAAUAUUGGGAUUUCCUAUUCAUGAGAGAUACCCUGCAGUAAUUCAUCUUGCUGUGCAUCUGGAAAAUGGCCAACGUGUUUACUUCACCGCACAUAAUAUUCAUAACAAAGUUGUAAAACCUCCAGAGACAACACUUUCGGCAUUCUUCAACCUUUGCAAAAUUGACGAGUUUGCCAGAACACUUCUGUAUGUUGAAGUUCCUUCGUAUUAUGUGUGGCAACAGAGUAAAAAGUUUACAAGACGUAGGCGGGGAGAGAAAAUUGAUCAAUGGCCAGGGAUAAAGAUAGAUUCUGCUUUAGGACGCGUUUACACAAUUCAUCCUAACAAUGUUGAGUGUUACCACCUACGCCUCCUCCUCCAUCAUGUUAGAGGUCCAACAUCGUUUUCUUAUUUAAAAACUGUAAGCAAUGUUGAAUAUCCUACAUUCAAAUCUGCAUGCAUGGCAAUGGGAUUGCUCGAGGAUGAUAAACAGUGGCAAUACACUAUUGAGGAAGCUAUUUUAAGCAGCUCAUCAUUCAAACUGCGAGAACUUUUUUCAGUGAUCUUGGUAUUUUGUCAUCCCUCUGAUCCCCGAAGCCUUUGGGAAAAGUACAAGGACAGUUUUUCAGAAGACAUCCAGUUUCAGCAUGAAAGACAACUGCAAGACUCCGCUCUUUCAACUAAGGACAAAGCGUACAACCAAUGCUUGAUUCUGAUUGAAGACACUGUUCAGACUCUGGGAGGUCAGCGCUUAAUGGAUUAUGGUUUACCUCAGCCUGAGCGAUUUGAGACUAAUUUGCAAAACAGAGAGUACAUGCGAGAAACAAAUUUUGAUCUUGAAGAUUUGAAGAAAAAAGUACAUAAUGCUGAAGUCUCUCUAACAGGUGAACAGUCCAGCGUAUAUCAAAAGGUCCUCAACAGCCUCGAGUCUGGUUCAGGCCAAAUGUUUUUCUUAGAUUCACCUGGUAGAACUGGAAAAACAUUUCUCUUAAAUUUACUUCUUUCAAAGGUCAGAAGCAAUAAAGGCAUUGCCUUGGCAACUGCAUCAUCUGGAAUAGCUGCAACGUUAUUGGAGGGUGGAAAGACAGCUCAUUCUGCUUUUAGAUUACCCCUUAACCUCAAUUACUCAGAGAAUCCAACGUGCAAUAUUAAAAAACAGAGUAAUUUGGCUAAGGUUUUACGUGAUUGUAAACUCAUUAUCUGGGAUGAGAGUACUAUGGCUCAUAAAGCAGGAUUCGAGGCUCUUAAUGCAACUCUCAAAGAUCUAAGAAAUUCUGAGGAAGUAACGGGUGGAGUAACUGUUCUACUAGCAGGAGAUUUUCGGCAAACAUUACCGGUUGUACCUAGAGGAACACGUGCAAAUGAAGUUAACGCAUGCAUCAAAUCGUCGUAUCUAUGGCCUAAAGUGCAGAAACUUCGUUUGAGUAAGAAUAUGAGAGUUCAUUUACAUGGAGAUGCGUCAGCGGAAUUGUUUUCUAAUCUUCUCCUUAAAAUAGGAGACGGAUUAUAUCCUGAAUGUGCUGGCAAAAUUAUUAUACCCCACGCACUCGCUACGGUAGUCACGGAAUUGCCAGAUCUCAUCGCCAAGAUUUAUCCUGAUGUUGCUGAUAUAAAAAAUAAGCCCAUUGAAUGGUUGUGCGAGCGUGCCAUCUUAUCUCCAGAAAAUGACACAGCCGCAGAAGUCAACAGUAUCUUAUUAAAGUCGUUUAGUGGAGAAGAUAUUUACUACAAAUCUUUUGAUACAACAACAAAUCGUGAUGAUGCAGUGCAGUAUCCAGAAGAGUUUCUUAAUACCUUAGACCCUCCAGGUUUUCCACCUCACCUACAUCACCUGAAAGUUGGAACACCAGUAAUGCUACUACGAAACCUUUGUCCACCAAAGUUAUGCAAUGGCACCAGACUACAAGUGAUUAGACUUAAUAAGUAUGUUAUCGAAGCUACGAUAAUGACUGGAUGUGCUCGAGGAGAUUGCAACAAGACGGUGCCACAUGCCAGUGAAGGAGUUCAAUUACUGCAUGAGACAUUUCCUGGUCGUGUAGUCUCUUGUUUCAAAGGUUAA